AAGCUGUUACGUGCUGUUACCUCGAUUUGUCAAAUUGACAGCGAAAGUAUGUUUCAGUGUUCUUGUCAGUAUUAAGAUCACCAAAAUCCCUUUUAAUUCGUUGCAAAUGUAAUCAUGUGCGUAAAAGAAAUACGAUAUUUGUAAGUCGCUUGUUUUAUCGUAAAUCGCGUUUAGAAGUCGUUCAAGUUUCUUCUAGCUAUAAGCAUUAACCAUAUCUCGCAUUUUAAACCAGCGUCUUCCAUCAUGAACACAUAUAACAGAACCGGACCAGGUAUAUCAGGAAAUGCUUUUGAUUGUUGGGUGCAGAGGACCAAUAUGCACGAUGAUUCUGCCAUUACAAAAAUGCAACAUCAAUUCUGGGUUACAAAGCAAACCCUAUCGCAGAAGUUAGGGAAAAAGGAGGACGAAUGUAUAAUAGCAUCUGACGCGGAAUUAGAUGCCAAGUUGGAAUUAUUCCGUAGCAUACAAGAAUCCUGCUCUUAUUUACAAAGAGUUAUUGACAAAUAUCAAGAAAGAUUAUGCAACCUAGCACAGGAGGAAAAUGCAAUGGGACGAUUCCUUAAAGAUGCUGGUAAACAGGACAGGACCAGAGCCGGCAAGAUGAUGUCGGCGGUUGGGAAAUCAUUAUCUUACUCUAGUCAACAAAGACUCGCGUUAAGAGCUCCACUAGGUCGAUUGUAUCAGGAAGUAGAAACAUUUAGACAGAGAGCUAUCGAAGAUACAUUGCAAAACGUUCAAGCGAUGGAGAAAGCUCGUACGGAGUACAGAGCAGCACUGUCGUGGAUGAAAAACAUUUCUCAAGAGUUAGACCCAGACACAUCCAAACAAUUAGAAAGAUUUCGCAAAGUUCAAACGCGUGUCAGACAAGGCAAGAUGGCAUUCGAUAAUUUAGCCUUAGAUUGUCUCCAAAAAGUAGAUUUGUUAGCAGCUGCAAGGUGCAACAUGUUUAGUCAUGCUCUGGUCUUGUACCAAAGCACGCUCUUAAAUUUCACCAAAAAAUCUGCACAAGCAUAUUCUACAAUAGCAAGCAGUUUUAAAGGCUAUCAACGGUACGAUUUUAUGGUUGUAAGAGAGCUUGCUGAAACUUCGAGUAAAUUGGCUCAAGAAACUAGAGGCGACGACGAUCCUGACGACAAAGACAAGCUACCAUUUUUUGACACGGAUUAUCACGAUAACGUAGAGGAAGCCGAAGAAGUGAAACCAACUGCCCGCGGUUCGUUUGAAAAUAACGAACGAAAUGAAAAAUUGUUGGACAUUGAGUGCGACACAAAGGACAUGCUGGAAUUAGAAGGAUUAGAUAUAAAUUCCAGUUCCUCGAAAAAUGGGAUCGUACCACCCACUUCUAAUACGGAGACCAAAGACCAUCUCGAUCAACUUUUUGACAAUCUGGUGUUAGACAACAAUAUGUCUCGUAACAAUGAACAAUCAGCUAACAGCAUCCAAGAUGGGAAUGAAUUUAAAACACACAAAAAUUUUGAUGAACAAAAUAUGGGAAUGGACAUAUUUGAUAAGUCUGACACGAAUUUUAAUUUGACUAAUCUUUCCUCUUUAGAAGUAGAAAAUAUGGAAUCUUUGCAGUCCCUUACAUCUGAAAAUAUGGCAUUCCUAAAUGAAAUCCUCAGUGAUAAACAGAACAUCGGUAACGAGUGGGAAAUGUUAUCAAAUGAUACGUUUUUACCACCAAAUAUUCUAAAACAAAGCUUAGGCGACGCGGCGCUCGGUGUUGGGCAAAAAAGCAUAUCUACCGCUAACACAGACGACAAAAAGAAACAUAAUACUGGAAAACAAAAGGGUAAUUCCUGGUUGGACUUAUUCGCAGAACUGGAUCCAUUAGCUAACAACCCGAUGGAAAAUCUUCCCAGUGAUAGUAAUGCAUCUGCUUAAUUUUUUAAAGCGCUUACAUAAUAUUAGCAUGAUACGUAUGAUUAGUUGCAAUUUAUGGCAACAAUCGGAAGAGAUGAAGAGUUUAUUUUUAUCAAAGAGGGAUAAUGCUCACAGCAUUAUCCGUUCCGUACAUUUACAUUGAUAUUUCGUACUUAUUAUUUGAAAUUUAACAUUCCGAGUUCGUUAGACUUAAUUAAUGGAAAUGGUAAAAAGAAACGAUAAGAAUCAAAAGUAUUUAAAUUUUCGUAAGUAUCUUUUCAAGCUUCAUACCAAAGAUGUAAAAUUUGAUAAUUUGUAAAUGUGUGCUAGUUAAAUACUUCUUUUAAAUACAUUAAAAACAUUAUUUCAUGAUAAUAAAUA
Messenger RNA from Colletes gigas, 2244 nucleotides. RefSeq names its product islet cell autoantigen 1-like protein (gene ICA69). The transcript has 6 exons. The coding region runs from base 244 to 1884 and encodes 546 amino acids. Gene Ontology annotation, biological process: regulation of transport. Gene Ontology annotation, cellular component: Golgi apparatus. The record is from RefSeq and is a predicted model, not a curated record. Gene Ontology annotation, molecular function: protein domain specific binding. NCBI's taxonomy places the organism in Eukaryota, Metazoa, Arthropoda, Insecta, Hymenoptera, Colletidae.